AUGCGCGCAGGGUCGGGAUGGAGGGGGCGCACGGGGGCGCGUCGAAGACGCAGCAGUGGGGCGACGCAACGGCGGAGGGGCGGGGCGACGGGGCGGGAUGAGGCACGCGACGGGACGGCCGGGACGAAUGGCGUUGCGGGCUCGCUCGCCAGCAGAAGACGCGGCAGCGCUGGGGCGGGCUCGCAGUCGCGAGCGGCGGCGGCGCAUGCGCGGCAGGGGCCGGCAGGUGCGAGCGCGGCAGCAAUAGACACGGGCGCGGCCACAGCAUUCACGACGGUAGCAGGCGCGGGCGCGGCAGGCGCUGGUGCAUGCGCGGUAGUAGGUGCGGGCGCGGAUGGUGCUGGCGCGAACGCGGCGGUAGGCGCGGAUGGUGCAACGGGGCCGCUAGGAGGGGCGCUAGGGCGGGGUGCUAGGGCGGGGCCGCGAGAGGGGCGCGACGAGGCCGCAAGAGGGGCGCGACCGGGACGGCUAGGUGGGGCACUGGGGUGGGGCGCGACGAGGCAGCUAGGCGGGGCGCUAUGGCGGGGCGCAUGA
Molecule: messenger RNA, 534 nt
Organism: Closterium sp. Naga37s-1
Lineage: Eukaryota; Viridiplantae; Streptophyta; Zygnematophyceae; Desmidiales; Closteriaceae
Source: the annotation of a GenBank genome assembly